GGCGCGCGGAGCCCGGGCGCACGGGCGGCGCGCGCCGGUGGCCGAUCCAGGCUGGCGCCCGCGCCCCACCGCACCACCGCCGUCACCCGCCGCGCAGCCCGCGGGGCACCCUUCCCGCUUCACCGACUCCGGCCCCGGGGCCUCCGGCCGUGGUGCUGCCGUCCUCCGUCCCGCCGUCCCUCCCCGUCCAGCUCGGGCCGCCGGGCUCUCGCAGGCCCCACCGCCCGCGUUCCUAUGGACAGACGCACAGACACCUGCAGGAAAGACACUGCUGAUCCUGUAACAUGGAGGAUUGUCUUCAUACCUCAUCUGAGAAUCUGUCCAAACUGGUCAGCUGGGCCCACAGCCAUGGGACCAUUUGCAGCCUCAUUCCAAACCUGAAACACUUGCUGUCUGAAGGUUCCCAUGGGAACCUGACUGCAAUGUGGGGCUGCAGUGCUGGCCAUGCAUACCACUGGCCACUAACAGCUACUUGCAGAGCUGGGUCCCAAGAGAGGGUUUGUUUCCAGGACAACCGAAGUUUUAAUUCUGAUAGUCCCAGUAUAAUUGGGGUGCCUUCUGAGACACAGACUAGCCCUGUGGAAAGGUACCCUGGGAGACCUGUGAAGGCAAAGCUGGACUGUAACCGGACCAGAGACUCUUGCGACUUCUCUUACUGCAGUGAGCCCUCUGAACUGGAUGAAGCUGGCGAGGAGUAUGAAGACGAAAACACACUGUUUGACAUGGUUUGCGAAUCUUCUGUUACAGAUGAGGACAGUGACUUUGAACCCCAAACCCAGAGGCCUCAAAGCAUUGGUCGCAAAAGGCCAGGAAUAGUCCCAUCUUCCAUCCAUUCAAGUUCCCAGGGACAGAUGGUCGAUGAAUGUAGUAAUGAUGUCAUCAUCAAGAAAAUCAAGCAAGAGAUCCCAGAAGAUUACUACAUUGUGGCAAAUGCAGAGCUGACUGGAGGAGUGGAUGGACCAGCCCUUUCACUGACACAGAUGGCCAAACCCAAGCCCCAGACUCAUGCUGGUCCCUCCUGUAUAGGGUCUGCUAAACUGAUUCCCCAUGUAACAUCUGCCAUCAACACGGAAUUAGACCCACACAUUAUGUCAGCAUCCCCCUCCGUGAUCUCCAGACCCAUCAUCCCAAAGACUGCUAGAGUAUCUCUGGCUUCACCAAAUAGAGGACCCCCUGGUGCCCAUGGCACUGCCCACCAGGUGACCAUGCAGAUGCCUGUGAGCACAUCACAUCCUAACAAACAGAUCAGUAUCCCUUUGUCUGCCCUGCAGCUGCCUGGACAGGAUGAGCAAGUUGCUUCGGAGGAGUUCCUGCCCCAUUUGCCUAGCCAGGUCUCAUCUUGUGAGGUAGCCCUCUCUCCCUCUGUUAACACAGAGCCUGAAGUGAGCUCCAGCCAACAGCAGCCCCCUGUUGCUCCAACCAUAACCACUGAAGCCACUGCACAGUGCAUUCCAGCUUAUUCUACUAAGCUCAACAAAUUUCCUGUAUUUAAUAUUAAUGAUGACUUGAAUGGUCUGUGUACCAGUGCAGUGAGCCCAAACACCACCAAAGCCACGAGGUACGCCCUAAAUGUGUGGCGCUACUGGUGCAUGACCAACGGGCUCAAAGACCACACCGACAUCACCAAGAUCCCUGCAGUGAAGUUGAACGAGCUGCUUGAGAACUUUUAUGUUACUGUCAAGAAGAGUGACGGCUCAGACUUCCUGGCUACCUCACUUCACGCCAUUCGCCGCGGCCUGGACCGCAUCCUGAAGAACGCUGGUGUGGGCUUUUCCAUCACCAGCGGUACCUUCAGCUCCUCCACCAAGAAACUCAAGGAGAAACUGUGGGUCCUGAGUAAGGCAGGGAUGUCCGGUGCCCGUUCUCGCAACAUUGUCUACUUCUCCCUUUCUGAUGAGGAGGAGAUGUGGCAGGCAGGGUGUCUAGGAGAUGACAGCCCAAUUACUCUCCUGUCCACAGUGGUCAAGUACAACAGCCAGUAUCUGAAUAUGCGGACACUGCAGGAGCAUGCAGAUCUGAUGUAUGGUGACAUUGAGUUGCUCAAAGAUCCACAAAACCAGCCCUACUUCGCCCGGACAGACAGUGUCAAGCGGGAGAGCCGGAGUGGUUCGACUAGAGUGUGUCAUGGGAAAAUCUACCAUGAGCACUCCAGGGGACACAAGCAGUGUCCUUACUGCCUCCUCUACAAGUACAUGUAUAUCCACCGGCCACCCACCCAAAUGGAAGCCAAGUCCCCCUUCUACCUUACAGCACGGAAGGAGGCCACUGAUAUGGGCAGCGUGUGGUACGAAGAGCAGCGAAUGGGCUUACGCUCUCUCCGGGGAAUUGUCCCAAAUUUAGCCAGGAAGAUCAAGCUGGAAAACUGUGAGAACUUCACCUUCGUCUCCUUCACUCAGGUCUCCAGGCGACUCGGCUCCCAUAGCUGCUGCCAGUGAGCCCUCAGGGCCAGGUCACAGUCCUGCUUACUCGGUGGCCGCAGCCGGGCCUCACCAAGCAGGUUCUGAAGCCACAGAGGCUGAUGUCUUCGCUCCAUGAUCCAGCUGGCCUCUGUUACUACAGCCGGCCAUUCCUCAGACUUGAGAUUCACUUUUACAUAAAAGUAGAUGACUGGAUAAUUUGGAUGUUUUAUCUAAAUGUGAGACACCUUGUUAAAUCAACACAAUAGAAUAUAACACAAUAUAAAAUUACUAUAUACAAGAGUGAAGAAAUUCAUUUUAUCUAGUGCCUUUUUAGCACAGGUUUUCUUGAAAAAAAAAAGAAAAAGGAAAAAAAAUGUUUUGAGUAGUUACUUAAAUAUCCCAGUAGCCCGGUAGCUUUAGAAUGGUAUAGAAUUAUAUAUGCUUUGUUGGGUUCUUGUUUGUUUGGUUUUGUUUUGUUUUUCCCCCACAUAGGGACCUAGAGCAGGAGAGGCAGACAUGGAGAAAGCUUGCCUUCAGCACCCCGUGUGUCUUGUUGGUGGGUACUCUGCCAGGGCAGCUGGCUGCUCACCGAGAUAAAAGAUGCACUUGCUGUGCUGUCCAUAGGGGCAGGUUGGUGAAAGGAAGCUGAGCCUCUGAAAGGGUGUGUGGGAGACACCGAGUGCCGUGGACUCGGUGUAUGCACCUCGAGGAGUUCUAGUUAGCAGAGGGUGGACUUGGAAAGGCCCCUGUGACCCAGAUGUGAAAACCUCCUGAAGCAGAAGUGCCUGCGUCUGUCGGUUCUCCUCUGAGAACACUUGCUGUUUGAACUUCCAUUUUGUUUGCUUUGUUCUUUAAUCUGCUUUGUACAUCUCAAAGUUGUGUUGGCAGGCGUCCCUGGACCUGUGAGCCAUGCUUGACUAGGAGAAUCAACAGAGUAAGCCACAAGGAAAACACUCCCCGGGCAUUGUAAGGACCCUGGGAAUCCUGUAGGCUGACAGUAGUACUAGGGACCCUGACUUAGGCAGCCUGCCUGGAAAGCAAGCCCAGCACAGGGACAUAGUUACUGGAUCAGAGCGUCACGGGAGGGAGGUUAUUCCUGCAUUUAAAAAUCAUUUCACACUGAUAAAAGUCAACCUGACCAUGUGUUAUUUAAAAAGCAGACUUUUCUAGUAACUACUGUGAAUAUAUGUUUUUAAAAAGGAGCCCAAAGAGUGCUAAUUAAUAAUAGUAAUUUCUACUCUAUUUUCUAUUCCAGGAAAGACUGCUUUAAUUGUACCAUUAUGUUCUUGUGUGUGCUUUCUAAUCCAAAUUAAAAUUCCAAUGCACAUUCAUAUUGCACAAGUCUUUAAAUUAGUUAUGUCUCUUUCAAAGCAUUGUUUUAGUAUUUACUUAAAACCAUUUAAAGUCACUAGUCACUCAAGUAUGUGACUCUUUACCAGAGAAGACUCAGCCAAUGCUGCCUUAAGGUCUCAUGUUGUUCCCUUUCUAGUGACUACAUGUCUAGAGUUCUGUGUACUAGGUGGCCUUCCCCGGGUAGCGAUAAGUUUUAGUAUCUCACUCUGUGUGUAAAUAACAGGAUUUGAUAGCCAGUGUUCUCACUUGA
Rattus rattus (black rat) is the source of this 4002-nucleotide messenger RNA. RefSeq names its product KIAA1958 ortholog. Bases 285 to 2435 code for a protein of 716 amino acids. The transcript has 5 exons. The record is from RefSeq and is a predicted model, not a curated record. NCBI's taxonomy places the organism in Eukaryota, Metazoa, Chordata, Mammalia, Rodentia, Muridae.